This is a messenger RNA of Capronia epimyces CBS 606.96, 1074 nucleotides long. RefSeq lists its product as uncharacterized. NCBI's taxonomy places the organism in Eukaryota, Fungi, Ascomycota, Eurotiomycetes, Chaetothyriales, Herpotrichiellaceae. The transcript has a single exon. Bases 1 to 1074 code for a protein of 357 amino acids. The record is from RefSeq and is a predicted model, not a curated record.
AUGGGUACGAGGCCACUGAACCAGGAAAUCUGGGCAGUUUACAAGAUGCCAUGUGCGUUUCUCGGGCAUCUCUUUCCCCAUCCCGAUUUACCGAUGCUGCAUACCGAGAGUUUAAAAAAAAUGGCCAGAAGAGCAGGUGAUGACGCGAGCAUACGGGCUGAGAUCAUGUCCAUCAUUGCUGGCGAAGGAAGGAAACAGCAUUGCUAUGCGUCCGACCGCCUCUUCGACCACAUGGCGCCCCUGGCCGAUGAUCUACCCACUCCGAAACCAGAGUUGUAUGACGGCGCGUUGCCGCAACAAAUCGAUCGACGUGUCCGCCGUGAUCUCGGAAAGCACAUUGUCCCAUGCAACAACGGCUCUCUGCCGGCCGCGCCCAACUUCAACAACACCUCUCUGCCUAUCGUGCCCAACUUUUUCAUCGAGGGAAAGAGUGAGGGAGGUCGUGCUGACGUCGCAAAGCGGCAAGCCUGUCAUGACGGGGCGGUUGGCGCCCGGGCAAUGCACAGUCUGCAGAAUUAUCUAUCGGCAGAACCCACGUAUGAUGGCAACGCCUACAGCUACUCCAGCACCUACUAUCAAAGCACUGCCACGCUGCAACUCUACGCUCACCAUCUGACGGCGCCUGAGGCCCCUGGAGAACCUCCCGAGUAUCACAUGACUCAACUGGGUGCAUAUGCCAUGACCAACAAUAUCGCUACUUUCAGACAGGGAGCCAGGGGUUUCCGCCAUCUCCGGGACCGUGCUAAAAUCCAUCGGGAUGCUUUCAUUGACCACGCAAAUCUAGUAGCUACUGCCCGAGGCGCACCUGGCGGGACAGCGUCUACCACAUCAACCAAUAGAAAUAGCCGUACAUCCCUCUCAGUGCUCCAGGAAGACGAAGACGAUGGCCGUACAUCCCUCUCAGCGCUCCAGGAAGACGAAUCUGAAUCCGAAUCCGAAUCUGAUACUUCGACCGACGAGCUCGCCGCCGAGGAUACGGAUACGACUGCCAAGCACACGAGACAUGCCACUGGUGAGAAAUCAAGGCUCGCUUCUAUUCCAACCAGGGAAGCGGCCGAACAGACCUUCUCUUAG